Messenger RNA from Cotesia congregata, 1014 nucleotides. Lineage: Eukaryota; Metazoa; Arthropoda; Insecta; Hymenoptera; Braconidae. The record is from the annotation of a GenBank genome assembly.
AUGACUCUUUGGGCUCUUGUCCUCUGGUGUGGUUCACAUGAACGUGAUAUUUUAAAUUACGAUUCUAUUAAAUUUAAGAAGGAUGGUGAUGCUUCAGCUAAAUGGAGAAACAAAUUUUAUUCUGUUAAAGUUCUACGUAUAAGUGAGGAUAAGCAGUGGCUGGAGUCUCUGGUUGUUGAUACUGAUGGAAAUGUGACUUUACCCGAUGCUCCCAAUGAGUUUCAUGAAAAGAAGAAGCAUGAAAAAAGUUUAGCUGUUGCUGACUUACAAACUGCAACAAAAGCCCUCAAUGCCAGCAAAUCCCGAGAAAACAAUUCAAUCACUCGUACUAAAAACAUCCUCCAAGAUAUCACUUUGGGGACCAAUGCAAGUAAUCUUCACAAUUCAGAUGACGAGGAUAUUUUAGCAGAUCGUGGUUACUCACCAGCCCAAGAAGUGAAAGUAGUUAACCCCAAUAAUGGAUCAAAAUCACGGAUGGUCCGGGCUAAAAUUGAGUAUGACAAAAAAAAUGAGAAUUCCCCAUUUGUAUGUCAAGUUUGUAAAACGUCGCCAGAAGGUACAAUUUUCAAGUAUUAUUAUUUAAUUUCCUAAUCCCAACUUUAUCAUAUAAUUUAAAAACAAUUACGGGAAUUAUCCGCAUUGGAUAGUUUUCGACAAAACAUGGAUCCUGAAUUAAAUCCAACAACAGCUGGCUACUCACUGAUGUAUCAAGCCAUCGAAGAUCACAAAUUGGAAGAUGUUAAAUUGUUAUUAGAAAAUGGAAUGGAUGUAAAUGAACCGAUAAUAACAACUGGAGAAUUUUCUGGAUUCACAGCAUUGCAUGUUCACGGAAAAAAUGAAACCCGACUGGUUCGUUUUCUGCACCAGACUCAGUCGUGUGCAAGAAAAAAUGGAAGAAAAAUUAGUAAACUAAUUCUAGUGCAGCACAGGACUCAAUCAUGUGCUACACUACACUCAUUCGGGUGCGCACACGACUCAGUCUGGAGUAAACUAAUUUUUCUUGCACACGACUGA